Molecule: messenger RNA, 1068 nt
Organism: Neogale vison (American mink)
Lineage: Eukaryota; Metazoa; Chordata; Mammalia; Carnivora; Mustelidae
Gene: XCR1
Product: X-C motif chemokine receptor 1
Exons: 2
Coding region: 73-1068 (331 amino acids)
Biological process (GO): G protein-coupled receptor signaling pathway; immune response; chemotaxis
Cellular component (GO): membrane
Molecular function (GO): chemokine receptor activity
Source: RefSeq, a predicted model, not a curated record
CAGCAGAGAAGUGCCAUUUCUCCCUCAAGACGCAUCUAAACAGGUGUAGAUCUAGAUGCUUUCUUUGUCUAGAUGGAGCCCUCAGGCACCCCAGAGUCCAUCACCCCUUUUGAAUAUGAUCCUCAGAGCUUACUGUGUGAGAGCAAGACCUUUACCUUUGCCACCAUCAGCACCACCAUCCUGUACCUCCUGGUGUUCCUCCUCAGCCUGGUGGGCAACAGCCUGGUGUUGUGGGUCCUAGUGAAGUAUGAGAGCCUGGAAUCCCUCACCAAUGUCUUCAUCUUCAACCUGUGCCUCUCAGAUCUGGCGUUCUCCUGCCUGUUGCCAGUGUGGAUCACGGCGUACCACUGGGGCUGGCUGCUGGGGGACUUCCUCUGCAAGCUCCUCAGCAUGAUCUUCUCCAUCAGCCUCUACAGCAGCAUCUUCUUCCUGACCGUCAUGACUAUCCACCGCUACCUGUCAGUGGUGAGGCCCCUCUCAUCCCUGCGUGUCCACACCCUCCAGUGCCGUGUGCUGGUGACCAUGGCUGUGUGGGCAACCAGCAUCCUGUCCUCCAUCCCUGAUGCUAUCUUCCACACAGUGCUUUCUUCACAGUGUCAGUACUCAGAAAGGAAGGGGUUCCUAACCUCGGUCUACCAGCAUAACGUCUUCUUCCUGCUCUCCAUCGGGAUUAUCCUGUUCUGCUACGUGGAGAUCCUCAAGACCCUGUUCCGCUCUCGGUCCAAACGGCACCCUCGGACAGUCAGGCUUAUAUUCACCAUCGUGGCAGCCUACUUCCUUAGCUGGGCUCCCUACAACCUGCUCCUGUUUCUGGAGACACUGCUGAAACUUGGGGUCAUCCAGAGCUGCGAGUUCAGCCAACAUAUGGAUUACGCCAUGCUCAUCUGCCGCAACCUUGCCUUCUCCCACUGCUGCUUCAACCCAGUGCUCUACGUUUUUGUCGGGGUCAAGUUCCGCAGACAUCUCAAAAGUCUGCUCCGGCACUUCCGGAUCUGUGGGCAGCAGGCAGGCAGCCUUCCUCAUCACGCAGCAGGCUCCUUCAAUUACGAGGGUGCCUCCUUCUAUUGA